AUGGGAAGAGCAAGAAUUCGUAAAACAAAACAAGCAGUGAAAGGGCCACAAUCUUCAGUAACAUCAAAACAAAUUCCACGAGAAGUUCCACAACCGGCAGCAUCCCAGGAAAAUUCAAUAUUUAUAACUGGUUUACCAACGACAAUCUCCGAAGAACUUCUGUUCCGUACUCUUCAGGAUGAAUUUUCUAAUGUUGGUAAAAUUGAAGUAAUUGAAAUAAUGAAUUUAGAAAAUGAAUUUUUAACUCCAUGA
This is a messenger RNA of Rotaria sp. Silwood1, 252 nucleotides long. Lineage: Eukaryota; Metazoa; Rotifera; Eurotatoria; Philodinida; Philodinidae. The record is from the annotation of a GenBank genome assembly.